AUUCAAGAAAAAAUUUCGCCAUGAAUUAGUCACCUUUGUUCGCUGAAACUGAAGGGAAUCGAAUGAGGCUUCUCUCGAUUGCUGAAAUUACGUUGAUUUUCCUCUCAGUCAAGUGACUCAUCCGUAAAAAUGUUGGAGAAAUGGAAUAAGGAUGCAGAAUACGAUUUGGGGUUUUACAGAUUAAUCAAUCGUGGAUUGGGAAUCUAUCCCUUCGAGUGCCAGGAAGUAUUUUCCAUAAUUCGAAUGAUCAUUGUUUUGACGAUAAAUUGGAUUAUGUUGUACGAACAAGUAAUAGAUUUGAUAUCCGGCUGUGGUCAAACGGAGGAAAUAAUAGAGUCCAUAGUGGGAGCACUGUCGUACCCAGUGGCAAUAGCCAAGAUCAUAUUGCCCAGAGUCUACUGGAGGAACAUGAAAAUAAUAUUGGAGUCAGCUGUUGAGGAUUGGUCUCGGCAAAACGAUGCCGAAGCUAAAAGAACCAUGAUGGAGUGGGUGGCCAUUGGCAGAUUUACCUUCCUCCUAGAGAUAACGAGUUUGUGCAUGCUGUUGACAUACACAACAAUAUCACAUUUUCCAUUUUUCCUAUUGACACAAAAUCAUCGGGAGAAUAGUAGCGCGAUGAUAGAUGGAAGCUUGCCAUGGGGUAGCGGCUGUUGGCUGCCAUCGAACACAUCAAACCAAAUGUUCCUGAUCGCCUACUUCGCCACUUGUAUACAGCAGAUAGUGGGCAGUCUCAGUAACAUGGGAUUCGAUGUAUCUCUGUUCAUAAUUCUCAGUCACAUGUGCGGACAGAUUGAAAUUCUGAAACUCGACAGUGGGAGAAAUUGGAAUGGUACAAGUUUUGAUUCGUCAAAGAAUCCACAGGAAGUUUAUCGUCAGUUCAUUGACAGGCAUAACCAUUUGCUCAACCUGUGCGAUCUUUUUGAGAGGUCAUUUAAUGUUAUUAUAUUGAUACAUAUGGUGCUGUAUCUUGGGUUGGUGACGAUCCUGCUACUCAACACCUUUGUCGCUUGGUACUACCAAAACAUCGCAAUGGUGAUAAAAGCAGUCUUUGAAUUGAUGAUAAUUUACGUGCAAUUAUUCGUCUACUGUUACGCCGGCGAAAAGCUCACUAAUCAACUAGAAAAUUUGCGAGACGAGGUUUACAGUUCGCCCUGGUACACUCUACCAAAAAAAUCCAUGCAGGACGUGUGUUUCAUCUUGAGGAGAUUGAACGAUCCCUUCUACCUGACCUGCGGUAAAUUCUACCGGAUGAACAUGGACUAUUUCAAGAAUAUCGUGAAGUUGACAGCCUCGUAUUGCUCGGUGAUAAGACUCAUGUUUUACGAUUGA
Molecule: messenger RNA, 1329 nt
Organism: Diachasma alloeum
Lineage: Eukaryota; Metazoa; Arthropoda; Insecta; Hymenoptera; Braconidae
Gene: Or32
Product: odorant receptor 46a
Exons: 3
Coding region: 130-1329 (399 amino acids)
Biological process (GO): detection of chemical stimulus involved in sensory perception of smell; sensory perception of smell
Cellular component (GO): plasma membrane
Molecular function (GO): odorant binding; olfactory receptor activity
Source: RefSeq, a predicted model, not a curated record